CAGAUUUUUUAAUUUUCAUACUCAACUUUCCAGUGCCAUCUAGCUAUAUCAUUCAAAAUGUAUAAAUCCACAGGAUGGGGUAAGGAAAUCUGUAGCUGUCAAAAUCAUCUUCGACACACGAGUGACACACGAGUGACCCACGUCACACCUGACACGUGUCACUAUGCAUGACAACGACAACUGGACAACAAUUUUCAUCAUUGACAAAUGACACGUAGGAAAGAAUUAAAAAUAUAAAAAUACAAGAUAAUUAAUAAUUAUUAUUUAACUAAAAUGUUGACGGAUAUGAGUUGGAAGGAUGUAAUUGUGAAUUGUAAUAAUGUUUAUCGUAAACCACUCGUAAACAGCAUCACACUAACCUGAGCUUUGAUAGCAAAGCAAGCGACUGAGGUUAUGUUCCAUGGGAACCCUAAAAAUCUUGAAUUUGAACUGAAAAAUCCCGUUACUUCGCAAAAAUUAGGAAAAAAUGGACAAAUGCGAGCACUAUUUCGGCGCAAGCGAUGAAAAUUUGUUUCUAGACGACGAAUACGGGUGUAUCAAGUGUAGGAAUUCGACAUGGACCAAUGGUCAGACUGGACUGUCAUUCAAAUGGGGCCACAGUGGUUCGUACUUUGGUGCAGAAGAUAGGGCUCUAAUAUCUACAGUCCCCGAGAAUCCGAAUGAACAUUUAGAAGACUCUCCAUUGUUGAUAAACUUGAGCCAAAAUGAUAUUUAUAGAGAAUCUACUGAAACCGAUUUUCACUGCCAUGACACCCUUGGUGCAUCUGAAGAUGUCACAGCUUGGAAGAAACUGUGUGCAGCAGCAGCCUUUUGUUUUAUGUUCAUGAUGGCAGAACUAAUUGGAGGCUAUCUGGCUGGAAGCUUGGCAAUCAUGACAGAUGCUGCCCAUCUCUUUUCAGAUUUUAUAGGAUUUUUGAUAUCUUUAUUGGCGAUAUGGGUGGGAAGGAAGCCCCCAUCAAAAAACAUGACAUUUGGUUAUUACAGGGCAGAAGUAUUAGGUGCCCUUUUGAGUGUCUUAACGAUUUGGUUAUUGGCUGCUAUUUUUUCAACACUGGCAAUCAACAGGCUAUACAAUGAUGAUUAUGAAAUUGAAGCCAAUACUAUGAUUAUUAUUGCUUCUUUGGGGUUGCUUGUGAACAUAAUCAUGGGCGGCAUCCUUCACGGAGUAUGCCACACCCACAGCCACUCCAUGUCGCCGCCCGCCCACGGAGCGGAAAACAUCAACGUGAGGGCGGCCGCUGUCCACGUGCUGGGCGACCUGCUGCAGAGCGUCGGCGUAUUGGUGGCCGCCCUCAUCAUCAAGUUCAACCCGAACGCCAAAAUGGCGGAUCCCGUGUGCACGUUGGGUUUCUCCUUGCUGGUCGUCUGCACCACCGUCAAGGUGGCCAAAGAUUCGGUGUGGUUCCUCAUAGAGGGCAGCCCUGUGGAUAGUUGGGUUCUCAAGGGAGAAAUAAGGAAAAUGGCGGGGGUCAAGCACGUGCACAGUUUACAUGCUUGGGCUCUAGCGCCUGGCAAAAAUGCUGUAGCUGUGCAUUUGGCUGUUGAUCAAUAUUGUGAUAGAGACCUCCUACUGAAGAAGGCUGCUUCAGUUAUCCAAGACCAUAUUCCAUUGGUCAGUUGUACAGUGCAAAUAGAAGCUUAUAACCAAGAACUCAUAAGUUCCUGUAGAACUUGUCAGAGUGUACAAAUUCGAUGAUGGUUUCCAAUGGUCAGUAAAGGUUUUUUUGUUUAGAGUUCCUCAUAAAAGUUGUCAGUAUUUUAUGUUUUCAUCUUUGUUUUUGUUUGUUAUGCUGUAUAGGCAUUGAUUAUAAGAAUAAACAAGUUUUUUAA
Phaedon cochleariae (mustard beetle) is the source of this 1830-nucleotide messenger RNA. Lineage: Eukaryota; Metazoa; Arthropoda; Insecta; Coleoptera; Chrysomelidae. The record is from the annotation of a GenBank genome assembly.